Oncorhynchus tshawytscha (Chinook salmon) is the source of this 8370-nucleotide messenger RNA. RefSeq names its product myosin-10. The transcript has 43 exons. The coding region runs from base 205 to 6228 and encodes 2007 amino acids. Gene Ontology annotation, molecular function: actin filament binding; ATP binding; cytoskeletal motor activity. The record is from RefSeq and is a predicted model, not a curated record. NCBI's taxonomy places the organism in Eukaryota, Metazoa, Chordata, Actinopteri, Salmoniformes, Salmonidae. Gene Ontology annotation, cellular component: myosin complex.
GCGAGUUUGGUUGAGAAGAAGUUGGAUGGUGGGGGUGUACCAUUGAUGAGAAGCGGCCGAAGAAAAGGGAAUAUUUGCAGAAAUUUCAAAGAAUUCUGAGGAAUAUUACUUUGUUCUGCCUACUAUCAGUAUAUUCAUAAAAGUGUCUGACUUUCAUUAUCAUCUGCACCAGGUGUCCUAGUGUGUUCUGGUUGUACCCCAGAGAUGGCACAGCGGAGCGGGCAGGAGGACCCGGAGCGGUACCUGUUCGUGGACCGUGCCGUGGUCUGCAACCCGGCCACGCAGGCCGACUGGACGGCCAAGAAGCUCGUAUGGAUCCCCUCGGAGCGCCACGGCUUCGAGGCGGCCAGCAUCCGCGAGGAGCGCGGCGACGAGGCGGUGGUGGAGCUAGCUGAGAACAGCAAGAAGGCCAUAGUGAACAAGGACGAUAUCCAGAAGAUGAACCCUCCCAAGUUCAGUAAGGUGGAGGACAUGGCUGAGCUCACGUGUUUGAACGAGGCUUCAGUGCUGCACAACCUCAAGGACCGCUACUACUCUGGCCUCAUCUAUACGUACUCUGGCCUCUUCUGUGUGGUGAUCAACCCCUACAAGUACCUCCCCAUCUACUCCGAGAACAUCAUAGAGAUGUACAGGGGGAAGAAGAGACACGAGAUGCCCCCUCACAUCUACGCCAUCUCAGAGUCCGCGUACAGAUGCAUGCUCCAAGACCGAGAGGACCAAUCAAUUCUCUGCACAGGUGAAUCUGGUGCUGGCAAGACAGAAAACACUAAAAAGGUCAUCCAGUACCUUGCACAUGUGGCUUCCUCCCAUAAAGGAAAAAAAGACCACAGCAUUCCUGUAAGUCCAGAGUCGCCUAAACCAGUGAAACUACAGGCGGAAAAUAAUCACGUCAGUGGAGCCCUGUUCUAUGGUGAAUUGGAACGUCAACUCUUACAGGCCAACCCCAUCCUGGAGUCCUUCGGCAACGCCAAGACAGUGAAGAAUGACAACUCUUCACGAUUCGGAAAGUUCAUCCGGAUCAACUUUGAUGUCACCGGAUACAUCGUCGGGGCCAACAUCGAAACUUAUCUACUGGAGAAAUCGAGAGCUGUUCGCCAAGCCAAAGACGAGCGCACCUUCCACAUCUUCUACCAGCUGCUGUGUGGGGCGGGAGAACAUCUCAGGUCGGACCUGCUCCUGGAGGGCUUCAACAGCUACCGCUUCCUGUCCAACGGCAACGUUACCGUCCCUGGUCAGCAGGACAAAGACAACUUCCAGGAGACCAUGGAGGCCAUGCACAUCAUGAGCUUCUCCCACGACGAGAUCCUGGCCAUGCUGAAGGUGGUCUCCUCCGUGCUCCAGUUUGGGAACAUCGUCUUCAAGAAGGAGAGGAACUCAGACCAGGCCUCUAUGCCUGAGAACACAGCGGCCCAGAAGUUGUGCCACCUGUUGGGGCUGAACGUGAUGGAGUUCACCCGGGCCAUCCUGUCUCCAAGGAUCAAGGUGGGACGAGACUACGUCCAGAAGGCCCAGACCAAAGAACAGGCUGACUUUGCAGUGGAGGCUCUGGCCAAGGCCACAUACGAGCGUCUGUUCCGCUGGCUGGUCCACCGCAUCAACAAGGCCCUGGACCGUACCAAACGCCAGGGGGCCUCCUUCAUCGGCAUCCUGGACAUCGCUGGCUUUGAGAUCUUCCAGCUGAACUCGUUUGAGCAGCUGUGCAUCAACUACACCAAUGAGAAGCUGCAGCAGCUGUUCAACCACACCAUGUUCGUCCUGGAGCAGGAGGAGUACCAGAGGGAGGGCAUCGAGUGGAGCUUCAUCGACUUCGGCCUGGACCUGCAGCCCUGCAUCGACCUCAUCGAGAGGCCGGUCAGUAUCCGUUUAGCGAACCCUCCUGGUGUGCUGGCUCUGUUGGAUGAGGAGUGCUGGUUCCCCAAGGCCACAGACAAGACAUUCAUCGACAAGCUGGUCCAGGAGCAGGGCACCCACUCCAAGUUCCAGAAGCCCAGACAGCUAAAGGACAAGGCUGACUUCUGCAUCAUCCACUACGCUGGCAAGGUGGACUACAAGGCAGAUGAGUGGCUGAUGAAGAACAUGGACCCCCUGAAUGACAACGUGGCCACGCUGCUCAACCAGUCCACUGACAAGUUUGUGGCCGAGCUCUGGAGAGACGUGGACCGCAUCGUGGGCUUGGACCAGGUGGCGGGCAUGGCGGAGACGACGUUCGGAGCCACCUACAAGACCAAGAAGGGCAUGUUCCGCACGGUGGGCCAGCUCUACAAGGAGUCCCUCACCAAGCUCAUGGCCACCUUGAGGAACACCAACCCCAACUUUGUCCGCUGUAUUAUCCCCAACCACGAGAAGAAGGCUGGUAAGCUGGAGCCCCACCUGGUUCUGGACCAGCUGAGGUGUAAUGGAGUUCUGGAGGGGAUCCGUAUCUGCAGACAAGGCUUCCCCAACCGCAUCGUCUUCCAGGAGUUCAGACAGAGGUAUGAGAUCCUGACCCCUAAUGCCAUCCCCAAGGGCUUCAUGGACGGGAAACAGGCCUGCGAAAGGAUGAUCCGAGCGUUGGAACUGGACCCCAACCUGUUCCGUAUCGGCCAGAGUAAGAUCUUCUUCAGGACCGGAGUCCUGGCUCACCUGGAGGAGGAGAGAGACCUGAAGAUCACUGACAUCAUCAUCUACUUCCAGUCUGUCUGCCGCGGCUACCUGGCACGCAAGGCGUUUGCUAAGAAGCAGCAGCAGCUGAGUGCUCUGAAGGUCCUCCAGAGGAACUGUGCUGCCUACCUCAAGCUGCGCCACUGGCAGUGGUGGAGACUCUUCACCAAGGUGAAGCCUCUGCUCCAGGUGACCCGGCAGGAGGAGGAGAUGCAGGCCAAAGACGAGGAGCUGGUCAAGGUGAAGGAGAGACAGAGCAAGGUGGAGGGGGAGCUGGUGGAUAUGGAGAGGAAACACCAACAGCUCCUAGAGGAGAAGAACAUCCUUGCAGAGCAGUUGCAGGCGGAGACGGAGCUGUUUGCCGAGGCGGAGGAGAUGAGGGCCCGCCUGGCCGCUAAGAAGCAGGAGCUGGAGGAGAUCCUCCACGACCUGGAGUCCAGAGUGGAGGAGGAAGAGGAGAGGAACCAGAGCAUGCAGAACGAGAAGAAGAAGAUGCAGACCCACAUCCAGGAUCUAGAGGAGCAGUUAGAUGAGGAGGAGGCAGCCAGGCAGAAGCUGCAGCUGGAGAAGGUGACGGCCGAGGCCAAGAUCAAGAAGAUGGAGGAGGACAUUCUACUGCUGGAGGACCAGAACUCCAAGUUCCUCAAGGAGAAGAAGCUGCUGGACGACCGUGUGGCCGAGAUGACCUCCCAGCUGACGGAGGAGGAGGAGAAGGCCAAGAACCUGGGAAAGGUCAAGAACAAGCAGGAGGUGAUGAUGGUCGACCUGGAAGAGCGCCUGAAGAAGGAGGAGAAGACUCGUCAGGAGCUGGAGAAGGCCAAGAGGAAGCUAGACGCUGAGACCACGGACCUCCAGGACCAGAUAGCUGAGCUGCAGGCCCAGAUAGAGGAGCUCAAGAUCCAGCUGGCCAAGAAGGAGGAGGAGCUACAGGCUGCUCUGUCCAAGGGUGAUGAAGAGGCGGCCCAGAAGAACAACGCUCUGAAAGCUGUGCGGGAGCUGCAGGCCCAGCUGUCAGAGCUGCAGGAGGACCUGGAGUCAGAGAAGGUGUCCAGGAACAAGGCAGAGAAAGUCAAGAGGGACCUCAGUGAGGAGCUGGAGGCUCUGAAGACUGAGCUGGAGGACACUCUGGAUACCACCGCUGCCCAGCAGGAGCUCAGGACCAAGCGAGAGCAGGAGGUGGCUGAGCUGAAGAAGGCCAUCGACGAGGAGACCAAGAACCACGAGUCUCAGGUCCUGGAGAUGAGACAGAGACACUCCACCGCCCUGGAGGAGCUGUCUGAGAAUUUGGAGCAGGCCAAGAGGUUCAAGUCCAACCUGGAGAAGAACAAGUGUACCCUGGAGAGUGACAACAAGGAGCUGGUGAGCGAGGUGAAGGGGCUUCAGCAGGCCAAGACAGAGUCAGAACACAAGAGGAAGAAGAUGGAGGCUCAGCUGCAGGAGUUCAUGGCCCGAGCCACUGAGGGAGAGAGGGCUAAAGUGGAACUGGCCGACCGCACACACAAACUUCAGACGGAGCUGGACACUGUCUCCGCCCUGCUGGAGGACGCUGAGAAGAAGGGAAUCAAGCUGGCCAAGGAUUCAGCCGGCCUGGAGAGUGCGUUACAGGACACACAGGAGCUGCUCCAGGAGGAGACUCGUCAGAAGCUGAACCUGAGCUCUCGUAUCCGUCAGCUGGAGGAAGACAAGAGCACCCUGCAGGAGCAGCAGGAGGAGGACGAGGAGGCCCGCAGGAACCUGGAGAAACAACUGGCCACGCUGCAGGCUCAGCUGUUUGAGUCGAGGAAGAAGCUGGAUGAGGACUUGGGGACCCUGGAGUCUCUGGAGGAGGUGAAGAGGAAGCUGCAGAAGGACAUGGAGCUGACCAGCCAGCGGCUGGAGGAGAAAGCCUCCGCCUUCGACAAGAUGGAGAAGACCAAGACCCGCCUGCAGCAGGAGCUGGACGACCUCAUGGUGGACCUGGACCACCAGAGGACCAUCGUCUCCAACCUGGAGAAGAAGCAGAAGAAGUUUGACCAGCUCCUGGCUGAAGAGAAGACCAUCUCUGCCCGCUAUGCUGAGGAGCGUGACAAGGCCGAGGCUGAGGCCAGGGAGAAGGAGACCAAGGCUCUGUCUAUGGCCCGGGCUCUGGAUGAGGCCCUGGAAGCCAAGGAGGAGUUUGAGAGGCUCAACAAGCAGCUGAGGACUGAGAUGGAGGACCUGAUGAGCUCAAAGGACGACGUGGGCAAGAGCGUCCAUGAGCUGGAGAAGUCGAAGCGCACCCUGGAGCAGCAGGUGGAGGAGAUGAGGACCCAGCUGGAGGAGCUGGAGGACGAGCUGCAGGCCACGGAGGACGGCAAGCUGCGUCUGGAGGUCAACAUGCAGGCCUUGAAGGCCCAGUUCGACAGGGACCUGCAGGCCAGAGACGAACAGAACGAGGAGAAGAAGAGGACGCUGGUCAAACAGGUUCGUGAGAUGGAGGCAGAGCUGGAGGAUGAGAGGAAGCAGAGAGCCCUGGCUGUGGCAGCUAAGAAGAAGCUGGAGAUGGACCUCAAGGACCUGGAGGGGCAAAUAGAAGCAUCCAACAAGGCCAGAGAUGAAGCCAUCAAACAGCUCAGAAAACUACAGGUCCAGAUGAAGGACUACCAGAGGGAGCUGGAGGAGGCCAGAGCAUCCCGUGAUGAGAUCUUUGCACAGUCUAAAGAAAACGAGAAGAAACUAAAGGGCCUGGAAGCUGAGAUCCUACAGCUGCAGGAGGACCUGGCGGCUUCAGAGAGGGCCCGUAGACACGCUGAGCAGGAGAGAGACGAGCUGGCCGACGAGAUCUCAAAUAGCGCCUCUGGAAAGUCGGCCCUGCUAGAUGAGAAGAGAAGGCUGGAGGCCCGCAUCUCGCAGCUGGAGGAGGAACUAGAGGAGGAACAGAGCAACAUGGAGCUGCUCAAUGACCGCUUCCGCAAGACCACCAUGCAGGUGGACAUCCUGAACACUGAGCUGGCUGGGGAGCGUAGCGCGGCCCAGAAGAGUGAGAACGCCCGUCAAGGAAUGGAGAGGCAGAACAAGGAGCUGAAGGCCAAGCUGGGAGAGCUGGAGGGGGCAGUCAAGUCCAAGUUCAAGGCUGCCAUCACCGCCCUGGAGGCCAAGAUACUGCAGCUGGAGGAGCAACUGGAGCAGGAGGCCAAGGAGAGGGCAGCAGCCAAUAAGAUCGUCCGACGCACAGAGAAGAAGCUGAAAGAGGUGGUGAUUCAGGUGGAGGACGAGCGUCGCCAUGCCGACCAGUACAAGGAGCAGAUGGAGAAGGCCAACUCUCGAAUGAAGCAGCUGAAGCGUCAGCUGGAGGAGGCUGAGGAGGAGGCUACCAGGGCCAACGCCUCCCGUAGGAAACUACAGAGGGAGCUGGACGACGCCACCGAGGCCAGCGAGGGCCUGACCCGCGAGGUCAACACACUCAAGAACCGCCUCAGGCGUGGAGGCCCCAUCAGCUUCUCGUCUAGCCGUUCAGGCCGCAGCCGGCAGCUCCAGAUUGACGGAACCUCGGUGGACAAUUCUGACGACGACGCUGACAGCCGCGCCAGCGACCACAACGACACGCAAGCCUCCAACCAGACCGAAUAGACGCUCCCUGCUAAUCCUACCAACCCUAUCAAUUAGCCAGCCUGGCAGAAUGGUGACUACAACACCUCAGCCUCUCCAUCUGUUUCUGUCCACGAGUCAACAGCAGGGAGAACCAGGGUCCUGUUCAUUAGGCACCAAAACAGAAGAAACAGGGAGUGACUACCUGGAUUUGUCCAUAAAGAACCACUUGUUUUCAUUUUCCAUUGAAAUACCUUUCCAAAAGUUUUUCUACGGUGUGUUCUAAUGGAUACAACCCAGACCACCCCACCCCCCAGAAAUGCUCUAUUCCUGGGGAUGACAAAACAAUUACUCCCACUUGAGCGGCUUACUCUGCCUUACAAUAUUCCUACUCUACUCUGGCUAGCUGCUCGGCCCGGCGAGUGUCUCAACGAUCUUAAAAUAGUCCUCCCUAGGUGUGGAUUUAUGUGCUCCGCUUAAAUGAGUAUGUAAACUUAAUGUACAAGUGCUUUUGACUUAUGAACUGUGCGUGUGUGCACAUGUGAGUAUGUAAGGUAUGUGUAUGCCCCUGAACGCCAAACUGCAAGGAAAGGAGCGAAACUAGGAAACGUUCACUUUUGUCAUCCUCCUCCCACAUGAAACAAAACAUUGUCUUGUAAUACAAGUGUGUCACCAAAUGUAAAGCCAUCAUCUCUACCCUGGCUUAAAGCAGACCUAACAAAACUCUCAUCAGAGAGGACAUAGUCCUAUUCAACAGUAGGUCAGAGGUCAAUGGACUGCCUCCGCUUCCCUCAUUGCACGAGUCUCUUCCUAACGUACAGACUGUUGUUCCGCUUCCAAACACUACAAUGAAACAAGAUGGUGGAUUCACACAGUCUUGACCUGUUUUGGGAGAAAAACAUGGAAUGGAAAGGACGUAUUAACUGAAAAGCUUUUCUCCACUUUUGCUACAGCAUCUCGUCACAACUCUUUAAAAACAAUUGGUAACUGACUUCUUAUAGGAAUCGCAUAGGUCAUGAUGGACGUUGUUGGUUGCUGUAUUUUGACCAGUUGGAACACUAUUUGUCCUGUUGUUCAGGAAGAAGCGUUGAAGGCAGUGAGGUGUGGUGUGCUUAGAUAGAUGGUCGCUGGCGUACGUAUCACAGAGAAUCGCUGGAAACUGCACGUAACUGCACAAUGAGUGUUCAUAUGCCCCUGUAACUGGAGCCAGGAAACCCCAAGCUUCUCUCUGAGUGGUCACAUGAUGUACAAUACAGCCCCUUAGUCCAACACUAAUGUUGAGAGCUUCGAUUGAACAUGUAGUUUGACUAGCUAAAGCCUACCGCUCAGAGCAAGGGGGGCCCCGCCAUCUCACUGUGUUUGUGCCAUGGUUUGGUUGUAAAGUAGGACCCCUAACUCUCUUUUAGUAUACGCUGACACACCAACUACCAAGCACUUAGUAUUCCUAGAUAUAACAGCCUUCCACUGGGGAUAGCAUCUCAAACCUCUAAAACUAUUAAGCCACUCUUAACGUACCAGAAUGUCCAUAUUCAUCAGCUCUCUACUCUUCCUUUGGCAUCUCUGUUCAGUAUUAGGGUAAUGACUGGAAACUGACACUUUUACUCCAAUGUUAGCUCGGCUGUGAUGACAUGUUUCUUUAAAGUGCCUUAGACACUAGAUAAGAGCACUGGUGGGUAAUGCACGGUGAGCACCUGUAUAAAACAGAAGGACGUGUAGGUGAGCUGUGUGUGCUACAUAAAAAGCUAACGAGGCAAACCUGUUGAACGGAAAACAAACACUACUCUUUUCUUCUUCUAACCCUUCGUCUUGUGUGUUUUUGCUGUGUGUCAUAUCAUACCCAGUGGGAUACCUCCUCUCCCGCUCAUAUACCUGUAGCAAUAUCUCUCUCCAUAGGUGGUGUGUGUGUGGGUCAGAAAUCAGUGUUACUAUUAACUAUGUGAGAUGUGGAGCCUUCUGCUCCCCCUUCAAGAGCAGAAUGUGAUUUCAUUUGGUUAAAAGCUUUAACAUCUAUGUAGUUUUACUUGUGUUUGUAUUAUUAUUAUUAUUCUCAGACUGGCUGUUGACGACCAGGAUUUCAUUACAACAGCAACCCCCCCCAUGUUAUUUCUUGUUUGCCUCUUGUAUUUCUAGACUACAGUCAUUUUUUUUGUAAAAGACAAUAAAGCAUAUUCAUUGUAGAAAUAA